Molecule: messenger RNA, 516 nt
Organism: Prorocentrum cordatum
Lineage: Eukaryota; Dinophyceae; Prorocentrales; Prorocentraceae
Source: the annotation of a GenBank genome assembly
AUGGCCACCUUCUUCAUUCGGGAGCUCGGCGUGAUGUCGCGCACGAGGCACCCGAAUCUGGUUCGCCUGUUCGGAUUCUGCCACGGCGCGGACACCUUCGACCUGGUGUUGGAGCUGUGCAUGGGUGGCACCCUGUUCAGCCUGCUCCACGUCUCCGAUGUGGAGGUGGUGCCGCGCCAACAGUUCAAGGUGGCAGGGGACGUCGCCAAGGGCAUGGCGUACCUGCAUGGGCUGGCGACGCCCGUCCUGCAUCGCGACCUGAAGUCCCUGAACGUCCUGCUCCACGCUCCCGUCUGCUCCCCGAGGGACCAGCCGCUCGCCAAGGUCACGGACUUCGGCCUCGCGAAGAUGUGGCUCGCACCCGACGGCCUGCUUGACGACCACCGCGGUGGGCCGCCGGCUGGCGAGCCCCACGGCCGCACCACGGGGGGCGCUGGCCAGGGCGGCCUGCCGGAGAGCAGGGCGCGCGUCCAGACAGCCGCGGUGGCGAGCCCGGCGAGGGCGGGGCCUUCUUGA